GACCCAUACCGAAAGAAAUUAGUAAAACAUUGAGAAAUUUGCCCUUUCCUUUCCUCACAGAUCAAUUUAGGGUUCUUAAAAGUUCCCAGUUUUCUUUUUUUCUCUUUCCAUUUUUGUUGAGUUUCAGCUCUUUCUUCUCCUCCUCAACUUUGAUGUCUCCCUUUAAUUUAUCCACAUAUCUUUAAAAUUUACCAUUUCCUGAGAUAUCUUAGUCUUCAAUUAAAAUUUCUUCACUAUAUCCUAUAGCUCAUCUCUUCUUCAUUUUCUCUGCCGACACUUAAUCUUUCUCUCUCUUCGGUGAGAUCCUUCUCUCUCUCUCUAAAUCUCUCUCUUUUAUGACUCGGGUUAUGUUAACUGGUCACUGGCUGGUUUAAGGUUCCAAUCUUUACCGAUCUUGUGCCAGGAAUAAAAAGAAAAAAAAAGUCAAAAGAAGAAAAAUGGUGAGAGGAAAGAUAGAGAUGAAGAAAAUAGAAAACGCAACGAGCAGACAAGUGACUUUCUCAAAAAGAAGAAAUGGUUUGUUGAAGAAAGCUUAUGAGCUCUCAGUACUCUGUGAUGCUCAAGUUUCUCUCAUUGUUUUCUCUCAGAGAGGAAGGCUUUACGAAUUUUCCAACUCUGACAUGUGGAAGACGAUCGAACGUUACCGCAAGUACACAAAAGAUCAUGAAACCAGCAACCAUGACUCAGAAAUUUACGUCCAGCGAUUAAAGGAAGAAGCAAGCCACAUGAUCACAAAGAUUGAACUCCUUGAAUUUCACAAGCGAAAGCUACUGGGUCAAGAACUUGCUUCGUGUUCUCUAGAAGAGCUUCAAGAAAUUGAUAGUCAACUCCAAAGAAGUUUGGCCAAGGUCCGAGCAAGAAAGGCGCAAUUGUUCAGGGAGCAGUUGGAGAAGCUAAAAGCAAAGGAGAAACAAUUGUUAGAAGAGAACGUCCGGUUACAUCAAAAGACUGUUUUAGAACCAUGGAGAGGGUCGACUGAUCAACAAGAGAAAUUCAGAGUCAUAGAUCUUAAUUUGGAAGUAGCAACUGAUUUAGUCAUCGGUUUGCCAGAGAAGCACUGCAAAUAACAUUACCUUAUAUGUUCUUUAACCAAAACAAUAUAAUAUUUUAUGUUUGUAUGUUCAUCAUCAAGUCUGUAAAAUUCUUCAAUAAAUUGCGAGUUAAUGAUUUGUAAUAUUAUCUUAUGAUUUUAA
This is a messenger RNA of Brassica oleracea var. oleracea, 1193 nucleotides long. Its product is annotated as MADS-box protein SOC1. Gene Ontology annotation, molecular function: RNA polymerase II cis-regulatory region sequence-specific DNA binding; DNA-binding transcription factor activity, RNA polymerase II-specific; protein dimerization activity. Lineage: Eukaryota; Viridiplantae; Streptophyta; Magnoliopsida; Brassicales; Brassicaceae. Gene Ontology annotation, cellular component: nucleus. The record is from RefSeq and is a predicted model, not a curated record. Bases 438 to 1067 code for a protein of 209 amino acids. The transcript is spliced from 7 exons. Gene Ontology annotation, biological process: positive regulation of transcription by RNA polymerase II.